GUGCCCGGGGCAUAACAUAAACAUCUGUGAAGGUAUCAUUAAUGCUGGAAAGUACAUACAGGUUUUCACCAACUGGAAAAAGGAUUUGCAAAUCAUUACAUUCUGUUUUUGUUUCUGUUUUACGCAGCGUCCCAACUCUUUGGAAUCAGGGCUGUAUAUAAAAACAUGGAAUAUCUACAUACAUGUCAAACAUGUUGCUGUAAAUAUUAAACAAAGAGAGUCAGGUUCUUUCUACGCGCACGCGUCCAAUAAAGCUGAUUCUGAUUUAGAUUCUGAAGUUUGAUUUCCUCUGUCCCCGUUUCUCCCUUGAUCCAACUCUCAAGUCCACUUCUGCUGCAUUUGGGCCGGAAUGCACCAAUUAAAUCGAUUCUCGCCGACUUUGAUCUGCUUCCUUCAAACUGUGCGGAGAUUUCAAAGCAUGUGACGCUCACACUCAGAUCAGGCUCUGCUCCCCCAACAGCAGGGGUGAACACACUUUGCUUCUCUCUCUCCUCUCCUUCUUCCAGUUUCCUCCCUCUCUCUCUUUCUUUCUCCUCCCUCUCCUCCUCUCCUUUCUUCGUGUCAUUUCAAUCCUUCUUCCAUGCUGAGAGGUACAGUAGAGUAGAGCGAAGAAAGAGAAGGAGAGCGAAAUACAGAAAGGAAAAGACACUUCUUCUCAUCUUCAUUUCGAGCUCCUUACAUCUUCGUACCUGUCGCUCGUUUGUUCUUUUAUUUCUUCUUCCUCUGAGCUUUUUUAACGACAGAUGAGAGAUGGGAUGUGGAAAUUCCUCCCCAGCCUCUACCACCACCAACAGCAGCAGCAGCACCGCAGGUCGUGAUGAGUCUUCAUCAAAGGCAUCAGAUGAUCCCGUACCAGAAGACGACAAAUGGAAGAACUAUGGAGGUGUGUAUGUGGGUUUUCCUUCAGAUAUGAGCAACAUUCCUCAAGUACAGAUAGGAUCACUCAGAGAGAGUGACAAAGACUCCCUCAGGAGGCCGCUGUGGGGGAACGGACUCUAAUUUUAAUGAAGAGCUAGGUGCUGAAGAAGGAUAUGUCAGGAAGGAGUGAGAAGAAGGAAGCCUCCAGGUGAUCUUCAGGUCCUCAUUGUUGUCAUCAGGAACCCACCAAGUCUCAAAUGGGAAACAGCAGCACCCAGUGGAUCCAAUCACCUCUCUCAGCGUCCCCCUGUAAGGACUUUAAUGGGAUCAGCUCCACCUGACUACGGAGCCCGUUGCGUUGACCAACUGGUUUAAGACUUUUUAUUAUUUUAAAUGGAAGACCUGGACUCCUAUAAACCAGAGAUGAAGGACGUUUCAAUCCGUGCAUGAAGAGGCAGCAGGUUUUCUAUUCCACUGGGUUCAUUGUGGCGUGCUGCACGUUGUGUAGCUGAUUAAUGAAGUGCAAGCAGCAGGGAGCUACAGUGAAUAUCGGCUGAUUAGCUGUGCUGUAGCUCUCCUCGAUGAGGGCGAGUAGCACUAAAUUAAAGUCGGUAAAAAGGUGAAUAUCAAGCAGGGCUACAUAAAACAUAUAAAAGACUACGUCCAGUGAUAUUCAACAAAUAAAUCCAAUAAAAACACCCAAACCAACAAUGCAUUAAUACAGCUAAUAUCUGUCUGUCUUAUUAUUACAUUACUUAUCAAAAACUAGUCGACAGCUUCCUCCGUUAACGUCCUCUUCGCUCUUUUCACCUCUUGUUAUUAUGCCCGUAGAGGCUUGCUAAUCUUGGUUAUAUUGCCCCAGCUUGCUCGGCUCCUGUUCUGGCACGACACCGGCUCCACUCCCAGUCAGCAUUACCUGGUAACCUCUUCGUCCUGGUGGUCUGAAACUCCCCCCCGCCGUUCUGAACUCACAGUCCGGGCAGCCUGGCUAACAAACUGAGCUAACAGCAGCUCACGGUUCAGAUUCAGGUGUGUUAUUCUAGUAACGGUUAACGCAGUUUGGAGACUAUAGCACUAAGAUUUCACACAGCUCCGUCUGGAGCCACGAAAGGCUUCAAACAAACAUUUGAACACAUGAACGGACCUUGAUGUGUAAAAACUUUGUUAAUUUGUGACGUUUUCGUAAUUAUCUCGCUCAGGUGGAUUCAUAGUGCUGUAAAUGUUUUUUGUAAAAGUUUCUGUCUUUAAAUUUUUACCAAAAAAAAAUGGUAAAGGAGAGUAAAAUCUUUUUAAAUGAUGAAGUGUUUACUUACUUUUUGUGAAAUGUCACAUUUAAAGACAAAUCCAGCAUAAAAUUUGAUCAUUACAUUUCGCAAGUGCCACAAACUGCAGUUCCUCUUGUCCUCCACUUGAGGCUGGCUCCAGAAGUGAGUCAGUCUCCAUAA
Molecule: messenger RNA, 2303 nt
Organism: Larimichthys crocea (large yellow croaker)
Lineage: Eukaryota; Metazoa; Chordata; Actinopteri; Sciaenidae
Product: overexpressed in colon carcinoma 1 protein homolog
Exons: 6
Coding region: 751-999 (82 amino acids)
Source: RefSeq, a predicted model, not a curated record